CUGUGUCACAUGGCAGGACCCAACGCAGGCCGGGAGGCGAUCCUGUCAGCUGACCGGAAGAGAGUGGAUUUGUUAGUUUCUGUUCCCCUUCUCUCUGCCCCUCGCCGCCUUCUCUCUGUCAAAGUUUGAAGGAGGAUCUGUUUGUCUCGUGGGCGUCAUGGACCGGUACGAUAAAACGGCGCUCAACGCGCUCGCGCCGCCUGAGGCUAGAACUGAAGGUUCAUUAGCAACUACUCUCAGGACACUUCUCUUCUUCACAACAUUAAUGAUUUUGCUGCCCAUUGGACUGUAUUUCUCAUCCAAGGUGUAUGUAUUUGAGGGCACCCUUGGAAUGUCCAACAGGGACAGCUAUUUUUAUGCUGCUAUAGUUGCUGUGAUUGCUGUUCACUUUGUGCUUGCCCUCUUUGUCUACGUUGCAUGGAAUGAAGGCUCACGGCAAUGGCGUGAAGGCAAACAGGACUGAAGUCAGCAUGGUGUGCUGUCAUGUAAGAGAACAUUUAGCAGGUGGAGUGCAGCCUUAAAGAGCACAUUGUAAAGAUGUGUAGGGUUUAAGGACUUUAAAUUCCAAGAAGUCUCGCUUUGUGAGUGAUACAAGACGUGCUGCUUUGCCUAACAAUAGCUGUGAAUUCAUCAAAUGCAGAAGUUGCCUGUUGGCAAGAAGAAUCACGGAGUAAGCCAGAAGGAAUGUUCAUUUUUGUUCCUAAAAUGGAGUUCAAUUAAUUUGUUUGGUUUUCUUUCUAUUAAGCUGUCAAGAACGACUUCUGGAUCCACAUCGGGACAGUUUCAUAAAAUAAAACUGGUGGACUAAGAAUUUUAAAUGUUUCCAGUAAGAUUCUGGAUUGCAAAUGUAUGAAUGUGAUGUAGAUUUUUUUUCCUUUUUGUUUUAAGUGUAGCCAUUAAUCUGCCAUUAGUCUUUCCAUUCCUUUUUUUGAAAGGAAAGUGGUGAUGUUGUGUGUUCUGUCCAUCAAUCUAUGAGCCUACAAGCUCAUAUGUUCCUGUGUGGUAGUUCUUAGCAUCAGAUUUCCUGCCACCUAAAGAGCAGAGCUUCUCAAAUGCAAUGGUCCCUAUUGUUUCCAAAAACGAUGGGGCAUUGUAAAACAUUUCUCCAUCUGACAUGUAAUCUCGCAAGACAUGGUUGAUUGUUUAAGAAUAACACUGAUCUAGAUGAUGGUAUUCCAGAUCCAGAAGGGUGCUGUGACAGACAACACUCUUUAAACAGAUGUUCUUGUUUUGUGUUGACACUCUACACCUGCUAUUUUUAAUGUCACUGUAACGGUAAUAUUGUUUCCCAUUGUCACUUUGUUCAACAGCUUGAAUGAAAAGCAGUCUGCUCCUCAGCAACACAGCAGUGCUUCCUGACUCUUUUGCAGGCCCAGACCUUGGUCUCUUGCUGCUUCUAAAUAAUAUUAGACACCUGUGCUUCUGCAGCUUUUGAAAUCAUGGAGAAAGUGCAUCAGACAGGGGGUCCAAAAAACAGGUAGAUACCAUUGGAUCCCAGAAUUCAACUUGAGCAAACUGAGUGAUUGUAUUUACAGGUAUUUUCAGUCUGCUAGCUUUUAGUGUCCUCUUAAAGUAGUUCUUCAUUUCCUGUAUUGAGACUAGGAUGUGACCCAGUAGCCCCUUCUGUUCCAAAAUCAUUGCUUAUUUCAUUGUGCAGAGCUCCUUUUCCAAGUCUGGUAGAAAUGACCAAAUCUGUAGUGGUUGGUAGAAUUGUCCCCUUCUCUGUAAUUAUUGUGAGGUGUUGGGUAAGAAACAGUGCUUUCAUUGAGACUAAAUUAACUGGCAGCUUCCUAAAUACUAUUACAGACCAAUUUUUCUGUCACCUUAUUACAUUUGAUGCGAAUGGAUUUGUAGCCAUUUCAAACUGCAAGCUUAUUUCUAAGACUGUAACGUGAACACCAUCUGUUAAAUACAAUAUAAUAUGAUAUAAAGUAAUUGGGUCAAAGAAAAUGCAGAUAUUGACCUCUGCACUGUGUGAUUCUUGUGAAAUUGACUGCCACAGGAUGUAGUGCUGGUCAUUGUUUUAAAUUCAUGGAUGAUAGGCCCAUCAAUGGGUUUUAGUCAUGAUGACUUCAUUGCACCUCUGUGUUCAGCGGCAGUAUAUCUCUGCAAACCAGUGACUUGAGGCAACAGGGAAGCCUUUCUAGGAGCAUCUGAUAGGCCGCUGUUUUAGAAAGUGUGCUGGAUUAGAUAGACCAUUCGUAUGAUCCUGAAAAAACUGCUCUUAUGUUUUGGUUUCUGUAUCAUUGCUUGUAAAUCAACAUGUUAUAAUUGCUGCUUUAUUCAUGCUAUUAUAAUAUCCAGUUGAGUUUUUCCUACAUUCGUUAUGGGAUAAAUGGGUAUCGUAGGUUCUCAAUAUGUUAUGUAUUUGCAUUAAACACCGGACACCAAAAAUGCAUUUCUUUCAAAUAAGAACUGCCCACAGUGGAGACCUGAUGUAACAGUUAUAGCAAGCAUGGUGUCUUGAUACAGUGUUUUUCUUAUGGGAUUGCAGUUUUCAAUUACUGUUUUCUUAUUUCUGCUGGAGCUCUUUUUUCCAAACCAGGAUUUCAGAUGCUAAGAAAAAUACAUGGGCUGUCUCCUUCCCCCACCUCCAUCAUUGUAAACAAACCUUGUGCAUUAUAUUUUUAAUUAGAGUUGAGCAAUUGCUGGUGUCCAGAAUUAUUUCAAUUAUAUUUUUACAUAAUUCAUUUAAAAUAUUUAAAUCCUAGCAUCCCUCUUAAACAUUCAAAUCAGCUUUAAAAUAUACUAAAACAGCAUCACAAAACACAUUACAAUCAAGACAAAUUUAAAACAUAAUUGUCAAGAUAGUAUCAUUUCAAUCUCAAAAUUUUAAAUUUGUUUCAGCAAUCAAAAGUCUAAAGGCAGCUGAAGGGGAUUAAACAAUCCAGAGGGAAGGCAAAGUCAGAGUCAAAAUACAGUAAAUCAAAUGCAGGACAAACAAGUUUUCACUGGGUGCUUAUACACGUAGAAAAGAGAUGCAGAAGACCUCAGAGGCGGAGUUCUGUAAGCACGUUGUCAACGUUAAGGUCCCAGUGCUGUGCAGUCUCUGUACACUGCAAAAUUUUGGUAAAGACUCUUAGAAGGUUUCUGUGAGUAUUUUAAAAAUACGUUUUAUAUUUGAAUUUAUAAGCUGCUUCUUCAAAUAUGUGCUUAAAUGCACAGAACUGAGUAUCAGCAAUAGUCCUCAAAACAAAUGUGCUGUAUUUUUUCCUUAGCUGCUUGGGUAGUGGGGCUGAUUAAUACUUCCUUUCUGGGGGUUUUUGUGUGUGUGUGUGUGUACUAAAUAUCAAAAUGUGCUUCCAGCUACUUGACAGAACCCUAAUGUACCUUAAGGGUUGUACUUGUUACAAUAGCCCAGAGUUGUAUCUCUUGAUAGCUGUCACUGAAAAGACAUGAGAGUAAAUAAUUUGAAAUGCA
Messenger RNA from Heteronotia binoei (common prickly gecko), 3420 nucleotides. It is a transcript of the gene VMA21, whose product is annotated as vacuolar ATPase assembly factor VMA21. Gene Ontology annotation, biological process: vacuolar proton-transporting V-type ATPase complex assembly. The record is from RefSeq and is a predicted model, not a curated record. Gene Ontology annotation, cellular component: endoplasmic reticulum membrane. Lineage: Eukaryota; Metazoa; Chordata; Lepidosauria; Squamata; Gekkonidae. The transcript is spliced from 3 exons. The coding region runs from base 158 to 463 and encodes 101 amino acids.